AUGAAGAUGCACACCGACGAAGGAAACCUCGACUGGGUCUUCAAUAAUACGCCUGUGUUCUUUAUUCGGGAUCCCAUCAAGUUUCCCUCUGUGAAUCGCUCCCACAAGAGGAAUCCCCGAUCCCAUUUGCCCGAUCCAAACAUGUUUUGGGACUUCCAUGUCGGGAACCCUGAAGGCAUCCACCAACUUUUGGUUCUGUUCAGUGACAGAGGAACCCCAAAAUCCGUUCGAUUCCUCAAUUCAUACAGUGGACAUACUUACAAGUUCACAAAAGCAGAUGGCUCGUUCAAUUAUAUCAAAAUCCACAUGAAGACGCGACAGGGCGUGAAGAAUUUCACACAGGAGGAAGCAACUCGCGUCGCGGGAGAGGACCCUGAUUACAUGAUCAGAGACAUGUUCGAUGCCAUUCAAAGAAAAGAAUUCCCGCAGUGGGAUGUUUUUGUCCAAGUAAUGAGCCCUUCCGAGGCCGAAGCCUAUCGCUGGAAUAUUUUCGACAUGACAAAGGUUUGGCCGCAAAAGGACUUCCCAUUGAAGAAGAUUGGUAAAAUGACCUUGAAUCGCAAUCCCAACAACUAUUUUACCGACAUCGAACAGGCUGCUUUCUCGCCUUCAACUAUGGUACCCGGAUUUGCAGCUUCUGCUGAUCCCAUUCUGCAAGCCCGUCUUUUUGCGUACCCCGAUGCAGCUCGGUAUCGCCUUGGUGUCAACUAUCAACAGCUCCCUACCAAUGCCGCCAAAGUCCCCGUUUACUGUCCAUUUGAACGGGAUGGAGCAAUGCGAUUUGAUGACAAUUACGGCGCUGACCCGAAUUACGUUGGAUCUACCCUGCAGCCAACCCGCUUCAAGACUGAGGAAAAUGGCGUUACCUCACAGUCACUGAGCCUCCAUACCGACCACGAGAAAUGGGUUGGCGAGGUGUCAACUUACACCAGUCAGGUUACCGACGAGGAUUUCGUCCAACCUGCAGCUUUGUGGGAAGUCCUUGGCCGCGAGCAAGGGCAUCAGGAGAGGGUCAUCCAGAACCUUGCAGGAAAUAUUAGCGGGGUUACAUCAUCGAAGUUGCGCGAUGGUGUUUACGCACUUUUCGGUCGCGUCAAUCAAGAGCUCGGGGCUAAGCUUAGAAAGGCGACGGAGGCCAAGGUUAAGAACUAA
Penicillium salamii is the source of this 1152-nucleotide messenger RNA. The record is from the annotation of a GenBank genome assembly. NCBI's taxonomy places the organism in Eukaryota, Fungi, Ascomycota, Eurotiomycetes, Eurotiales, Aspergillaceae.